Messenger RNA from Penicillium olsonii, 2574 nucleotides. The record is from the annotation of a GenBank genome assembly. Lineage: Eukaryota; Fungi; Ascomycota; Eurotiomycetes; Eurotiales; Aspergillaceae.
AUGACCAAGUCAGAUGUGAAGGAAUCACUCCCCAUGGAGUACUGCCGAGGAUACUCUGCCGAUGUGGAUGUCAUCCGCAGAGAGGAGUAUCCCCUGCUAGAUGGAACUACAUAUCUUGAUCAUGCGGGAACAACACCCUAUGCUAAAUCCACCGUGGAGGGUUUCUCGCGUGAUCUUUUAUCCAACUUAUUUGGAAACCCUCACUCAAUGUCUCUCUCUUCACAACUAUCUACACAGCGGACGGACGAUGUCCGAGUCCGCGUGCUGCAAUUCUUCAACGCGGACCCUAACGAAUUCGACCUUGUCUUCGUGGCCAAUGCCACUGCCGGAAUCAAAUUGGUCGCAGAGUCCAUGAGAGAUUCUGAUCACCGAGGCUUUUGGUAUGGAUAUCACAACGAUGCCCAUACCAGUAUCGUCGGUGUACGAGAGCUAGCUGGGAUGGGAUACUCGUGUUUCCAAAAUGACGAGGAAAUGGAAAUUGGGAUCUCAGAGCUAUCCAGCAACCAGUCCAAAGCACCUCGACUGAUCGCGUACCCGGCUCAAUCCAACAUGAAUGGCCGCCGCCUACCUAGGCGCUGGUGUGAGCAAGUUCGGCACAUGGCUAAUAAAAGUGGCGGCAAUGUCUUCACUUUACUUGAUGCUGCAUCGCUUGUCUCAACCGCCCCACUCGAUCUAGGUCCAUCCUCAUCGGCACCAGACUUCACUGUCCUUAGCUUCUACAAAAUAUUUGGGUUCCCUGAUCUGGGGGCUUUGAUUGUUCGGAAAAGUGCUGCCCGAGUCCUUGAAGGACGCAAGUACUUUGGCGGAGGUACCGUUGACAUGGUGGUCGCAGCCGGAGCCCAAUGGCAUGCGAAAAAAGAGACAUCUAUUCACGAACGCUUGGAAGACGGUACCUUGCCAUUCCAUAGUAUCGUUGCCCUUGAUUCGGCUUUGGACACACACCAACGAUUGUACGGCUCGAUGUCAAACAUCUCGGCCCACACUGCCUUCUUGGCCAAGGAAGUUUACGACAGGCUUUCUUCGCUGGCACACUUCAACGAAACGAAAGUUUGCAAAGUCUAUCAAUCUAAUUCCUCAUCAUAUGGAAAUGUACAGACCCAAGGCCCCAUCAUCGCAUUCAACCUUUGCAACAGCCGUGGCGAAUGGAUUCCAAAGACAGAGGUCGAGAAGCUAGCUACCGUUCAAAACCUCCAGAUUCGCACUGGAUCAGUUUGCAAUCCGGGUGGAACAUCCCUUUCUCUCGGUUGGACUGGACCAGAGCUUCGUAAUCAUUACUCGACCGGGUUGCGUUGCGGUGACAGUCAUGAUGUUCUAGGUGGGCGACCAACUGGCAUUUUGCGUGUCAGUGUGGGUGCCAUGACCAACAUGAGAGAUAUCGACUCUCUCUUCAGCUUCAUCGAGGAAUUCUAUGUGGAAAAGAUACCACCCAUUGUUUGUUUAGAUCCCAUCGGGGCAAACGCCGAGGUUGUUGCACCUCACUUCUAUGUUGAAAGCCUUGCAGUCUUCCCAAUCAAAAGCUGUGGGGCUUUCAAGAUCCCCAAGGGCAAGCGUUGGGAAGUAAAGAGCGAGGGUCUUGCCUGGGACCGGGAAUGGUGCUUGAUACACCAAGGAACAAGUGCAGCCUUGAACCAGAAACGGUUUGUCUCACAUGCUAUGUCACAAGCUGAACUUCAUACUAACUGCAAUAGAUAUCCUCGAAUGUGCUUGAUACGACCUUCGAUAGAUAUUGAAAAGGGGGUCCUACGGAUUACUUGCGGCGCCAUAGCAGCGCCAGAUCAAGUCAGCCUUGAGAUUUCACUCGACUGGGAAGAUACAAGCCUUGUAUCCACAUCAUUCUGUCCAAGUUCAACGAAGAGGCCAACGACGGUAUGUGGAGAUCCUGUAGCUCUGCAUGCAUACACAUCACCGGUGGUUUCGGCGUUCUUUUCAGACUUCCUGGGUGUACCCUGUACACUCGCAAGAUUCCCCACGCAAACCGCAAUUCGAUACUCACGCCAACCGCGCACGACGAGUACGACGAGUACAUGGAAAAGCCGCUUCCGCAGCCUUCUCAUGCCAGGAUCUUUCCCCUCGGAUUUUUCAUAUCCAUCGCGCGAGGAUAAUCAAGUCAAAAUCGCGCUUUCCAAUGAUUCGCCUAUCCUCGUUGUUUCGCGGUCAUCUGUCAACCGCCUCAACGAGACUAUUAAAGCCAACAGUAAGCUCGGGAGUAGCAAGACUGUCGCAGCAGAUGUCUUCCGCGGGAACAUCGUCGUGGCUGAGCGGCUUGUGCAUCGCGGUGACGUGGAGCAGCCCUAUGCCGAGGACAAGUGGUCUUCACUUCGAAUUGGGCCAAAUCAGUUACGCUUUGAUGCUCUAGAUGCAUGUCAGAGAUGUCAAAUGGUCUGUAUCGACCAAUUCACCGGGGCCCGACGCGAUGAGCCUUUCUCGACACUUGCCAAAACCAGGAACAUUAAUGGGAAAGUAUCCUUUGGUCGAUAUGCAACUAUCUCAUCGGAUGAAAGAGAUGGCCAUGACACUGAGAAACCCGGACAUUGCACGGUAAUGGUAGGGGAUGUGGUUGUGCCAUUCUCUUAG